AUGGAGAUCACAUAUGCUGCCCAAGACCUUUCGGAGGCAGCGCUUGGAGGACCAAUUCGGAUCGAGGAUGGGCGCUUUGUUGAUGCAUACGGCAGGACGCUCUGCCUGCGAGGCUUCAACGUCGCGGGCGCAAGCAAGAUGCCGACCAGACCGAACGGAUUCACGCACCUUUGGGACAGAGACUCUUUCUACCAACACCGCACUGUCGACUUUACCGGGCGGCCCUUCCCACUGGAGGAAGCGCCCCUUCACUUCCGACGACUGCAGACCUGGGGAAUGCCUCUAAUUAGGCUGCUUGUGACGUGGGAAUCACUCGCUCAUGCCGGUCCGAACCCGACCACCGACUUGGAUUUGGACUAUGUCGCCUACCUUCGUCAGCUCAUCGAGAUGAUGCCCAGGUAUGGCCUCAAGUGCUUCAUCUGCGCCCACCAAGACGUGUGGAGCCGUUUCUGUGGAGGAAGUGGUGCCCCUGGCUGGACCCUAGAGGCUGCCGGUCUUGACAUGGAGGCUUUCGCCGACACCGGAGCGGCCUAUAUUCACGGACAGGACGAGGCGAGACGAGCCAGAGCGCCACCCAAUGAGCGAGAGCCGAGUGGCCCUUUUGUGUGGCCGUCUGGGAACCAAAAGCUGGCUGCAUCCACUAUGGCGACCCUGUUCUGGGCCGGUGAAUCCCUUGCGCCUCAAAUGAGAUGUCUUCGCUCUGCUCUGGAAGGCAACGGUGACGCUGAGGAAGUCUCGAUCCAGCAGUUUCUUCAGGAUGCCCUCAUCGAAGCAUUUGGCCGUCUCUCGGACGAGUUGGGGUCCCUGGAGGCAUGCGUGGGCUUCGAGCCCAUGAAUGAGCCUGACCGCGGCCUGAUCAACCUUCACGACUUCAACAGCUGGAACUAUAAUACAGACCUGCAUAUAGGGUUCUUCCCUUCUCUGAUCCAGUCAUUAGCGCUGGGUAGUGGCUACCCCCAGGAGGUUCCAUAUUACGUCAAAUCAUGGCCAUGGCCGACACGUCAAUCUCAUCAGACAUUGCUGGAUCCCAAGGGUCGGUCCGCGUGGCUGACAGCAGCCAAAAGUCCUGUCGUUGACCGACCUCGAGGCAUGGGCAAGUGCGUAUGGCGUACCCACGGUGUCUGGGAUUGGGACGAGCAAAAGCAACAACCUGUUGUUCUGCAAAGCGACUAUUUCGACUAUGACCACCGCGCUGGCCGGGAGGCACAUAAGAUUGAGUGGUACAGAGACUGUUAUGCUCCAUUCGUAUUGAAGUUCACGGAGCGUGUUUCUGGGCGCUUUCAAAAACACUUCUCCUUCGUCGAGCCUCUGCCCAAUCAGUUCAUGCCACCCUGGAAAGCCGAAGAUCGUACCAUCCUCCAGACAAGACAUAACACAGGCACGGCCAUCGACUUAGAUCCCCCUCAAAAUCUUGUCUAUGCGCCUCAUUUCUACGAUUUAAAUGUUUUGUUCAGCAAGAGGCACACGUCGAUAAGUGUAAAUGUUCAGGGGCUGAGCAGGGGCAUGUUCAUAUUACGAGCCCUCUACUUUGGCGCAGCCGGCCUGCGCAAGAACUACACGGCUCAGCUUCGAAACAUUGUCCAUCAUGCUAACGCAUUCCUCGGAAAACUCCCAAUAGUGAUUGGAGAGGUCGGCAUCCCAUUUGACGUAAAUGGGCGCGCUGCUUUCAAGACUGGGGACUUUGACAGCCAGCGCGAGCUGAUGCACGCUCUCGUCUCCGCUAUGGAGGACAACUUUGUUGCUUUCACGCUUUGGAAUUAUAACCCAGUCAAUGCAAAUGAGCAUGGAGAUGGUUGGAAUGACGAGGACUUCUCAAUAGUGACCAGCGAUAGCACUGUGGCUGACUACCGGAAUGAGCAGCAUGAGGGUGACGAGCUAUAUCGUGGAGCAAGAACGCUAGACGUCGCGAUUCGCCCUUAUGCGGUCAAGGUUGCUGGCGUUCCGACUCGUUCUCUUUGGAACCCGCGGACCCUGAUGUUCGAAUUCGAAUGGCAAAGCGGUCUGGAUAGACAUGGGAGUGAGAAGUCUCGGGUCACCGAGAUCUAUCUUCCAGCCUAUCACUACGGCACCCACAAGCUCCACAUCGAAGUUCAUGACGGCAAAUGGUCAGUCGACGCUGAGAAACAGACACUGUACAUAAUUCAGGAGAAACAUCGUGUCGGAUUCCAUAAGGUUGUGCUACAGAUACAAGACGUCCAGGAGCACCUGCUUCGGAGGGUCGAGUGUCGACGGAGAGCAUUCCCUUGUGGUUUUCCACUCAGUAUGAUGCCACCGGUAGUUGAGGUCUGGGUGGAGUCCGUCUCUUUCGAUCAUGCUUUCUGGGCAUUUUCUUUAGUCAUCGCUUUAGCCGCCAUGUACGCAAGAAUCCUGUCCUAG
Messenger RNA from Diaporthe batatas, 2376 nucleotides. RefSeq lists its product as uncharacterized. The record is from RefSeq and is a predicted model, not a curated record. The coding region runs from base 1 to 2376 and encodes 791 amino acids. NCBI's taxonomy places the organism in Eukaryota, Fungi, Ascomycota, Sordariomycetes, Diaporthales, Diaporthaceae. Gene Ontology annotation, molecular function: beta-glucosidase activity. The transcript has a single exon.